Molecule: messenger RNA, 641 nt
Organism: Salmo salar (Atlantic salmon)
Lineage: Eukaryota; Metazoa; Chordata; Actinopteri; Salmoniformes; Salmonidae
Source: RefSeq, a predicted model, not a curated record
AUCCUUUCUCUCCUUGUGAUUGGCUAGAUGUUCAAAGGUCCUAACCAGGAUAUCCAUGUCAUCUUCACUGGAGGCCCGUGUCACGCGUUUCUGGAAACCAACAAGGAGUAUCUCUUCACAGGCAGGCUGAAUACUGAUGGAACAGUGCAUGUAAUAAUGUGUGACUUCAUUCAGUCCUGGGAGGCUUUGAGUGACACACAAAUGAGGAGCUUGACUCUGCUCUACCAGAGCGGCUGCGAUUGCAAGAUCAUCCGCUGCAAUUCCCUUCCCUGUCCGAUCAGCGCCCCAGAUGAGUGCCUGUGGAUGGAGAUUGGCCAAAGUGGACCCUGGGACAACAACAUUGCCUGUAUCGAGGGGGGUGAUGGGUCCUGUGCCUGGUACAAGGGGAUGGCACCUUCCAAGAAGUAGUUUCUGGAUAUUGAUGACCCCUAAACUCUACAGGCCAUCUACUCACAGAAAAAAGCUACAACCCUAAAUUAUGAUUAAAUGAAUCUAGGAGGUAGUUUACAACAAUUAAUUACAGGACCAUAUUGACUUGUGAAGUUGUGAUGUCACUGAGGACAGGUUGCAGGAAAUGGUCAAUGUGAUAGAGAGCAACAAUCUUAUGAAAAUACCAACUUGUAAAUUACAUUAAAAUAACU